AUAGACAGUGCCAACUCUUCUUCGUCCACCUUCAGAACCCACCAGAAAGAUUCCAGAACACAAAAUAGCAGCAUUCUGACACAAUGGUCAACAUCUUCCUGACUGGAGCGACGGGCUACAUUGGAGGCAGCGUCCUCUCACUGUUGGUCAAAUCGCACCCCGAAUACGCUGUGAGAGCGCUAGUUCGCGACAGUGCAAAGGGCAAGAUCAUUACUAGCGCCGUUAGCAAGGUCGAGAUCGUCUUGGGCGACCUGGAUGAUGUCGAAACCAUCACCCGGGAGGCUUCUAAUGCCGAUGUCGUUGUCCAUCUGGCCGCAUCUGGCCAUUUGAAGAGCGUUGAGACCAUCCAUAAGGCUUUGUCGUCCAAAUCGGCAGAGCAGAAGCCAGCGCACUGGAUCCAAAUCUCCGGCGCCAGCGCUCUCGCCGCAGCAGAACUCGCCGACAAGUCUCGCAGCCCAGGCUCAGCGAGUGACCUCGUUUUUAACGACCUUACUGGCAUCGCCGACCUCCGCUCCUUCAUCCAAAAGUACCCAAGCCGCACCGUCGAUAACUACCUCCUCAAGGUCGCCGCCGGCGAGCCAAAAGUCAACACGGCGCUGGUGUUCCCGCCUAUCAUCUAUGGCCGGGGUCUCGGCCCCGUCAACCAGCGGAGCGUACAGACCCCAUCGCUGGCGAAAGCCACGCUGGACCGGGGCCACGGGGUGCAGGUUGGCAAGGGCCUGAGCCGCUGGGGAAAUGUGCACGUUGAGGACAUUGCGCAGCUAAUUGCCCAGCUUGUUGAGCGGGCAGCGGGGGGAAAGGGCGAGAAUGAGGUUUGGAACGAGAACGGAUUGUAUCUCACUGGUGUUGGUGAAAUUCCGUUUGGCGAUAUCUCAAAAUUGGUUGCGUCCGCCGCUGCGAAGAAGGGUCUCAUUUCCAAGGAUGAAGUGGAGGAAGUUGGCCCCGAAGAAGCAAACAGGGUGCUGCCUCACGGAACGGUGCUCUUUGGAACCAAUGCUCGUAGCGAGGCACUUAGGGGCAAGAAGGUACUGGGGUGGGCACCAGCGGGUGAGAGUUUGGAGGAAGAGAUCCCCAAGGCUGUGUCUUGGGAAGCCCCCGAGGUUCAGCACAGUGAGCUUAAGCUAUGA
This is a messenger RNA of Colletotrichum phormii, 1127 nucleotides long. RefSeq lists its product as uncharacterized. NCBI's taxonomy places the organism in Eukaryota, Fungi, Ascomycota, Sordariomycetes, Glomerellales, Glomerellaceae. The record is from RefSeq and is a predicted model, not a curated record. The coding region runs from base 84 to 1127 and encodes 347 amino acids. The transcript has 5 exons.